This is a messenger RNA of Cyphomyrmex costatus, 1659 nucleotides long. Its product is annotated as dnaJ homolog subfamily B member 6. The record is from RefSeq and is a predicted model, not a curated record. Gene Ontology annotation, molecular function: Hsp70 protein binding. The transcript has 8 exons. The coding region runs from base 246 to 1223 and encodes 325 amino acids. Lineage: Eukaryota; Metazoa; Arthropoda; Insecta; Hymenoptera; Formicidae.
UAUAGAAAAAUCGAAACACCGUCUGCAUCAUAUAUCGUUGCCUUUGUUUGAGGCAAUUUGAUAGUUUUGCGUUUCUCUACUUUUUGUGAAUGUGUAUGUACCUUCUUUCCAAUCAAGAAACAAAACGGUUUUCUUUGGAUCAUUAAAAUCGAUUAAGGAGUGCAAUUAUACCGAUUAACGUGAAACGAACAGGAGCCAUUUUUGGUGGUUUCUUAAUCCUGAUCCAUCCCUGAACGUGUUGAACGAUGGUCGAUUACUACAAGGUGCUCGAAGUACAGCGAACUUCUAGUAGCGCUGACAUUAAAAAGGCGUAUAGAAAGCUGGCAUUAAAAUGGCAUCCGGACAAGAAUCCGGAUAAUUUGGAAGAGGCGAAUAAAAGAUUCAAGGAAAUCUCAGAAGCAUACGAAGUCUUGAGCGACGAUGUAAAGAGACGCACUUACGAUCAACGCUUAUAUCAGAAGGCGGCAUCAAGGCCCGGCCGUGGAUUCACCUUCCGGAGUUUCUUUGAUUCUCCCUUUCAGCGAUACUUUGAGAAGAAGAGGCGUGUUUACGAUCAGUAUGGCAAGGACGGUCUUCAAAUGCCCGGAGGCAAACGACGCCACGGAGAUGAUUUUGAUUCGCACUUCGGCGGCACAUUUGUUUUUAGGGAUCCUGAGGAAGUAUUUAGAGAAUUUUUCGAUGGAAUACCGUUCGAAGAUUUGUUCGCCGGUUUUCACGGUGGAGGUUCCCGAAGAGGAAGACACGAUCACUCGACCAGUAAUAGCCUGAGUACUUCUUUCUUCGGACCCUUUGGAUUUGGCUUUCGUUUACCGUUUAACGAUUUGAUGGAAAAUGCUGGUGCUGCAGGAAAUUUCACUUCUUUCGGUACUUUCACUAGUUUCGACGGAACGAGUGAUAGCAGUGCUAUAAAACGUACCAGCACCUCAACUCGAUUCAUUGAUGGAAAAAAAAUUACAACCAAAAAAGUCUACGAAAAUGGAAAAGAAACCAUAAUGUCUUAUGAAAAUGAUAUUCUGAAAUCAAAGACAGUGAACGGCGUACCACAAUCAAUAACGUUCGACGAUGCAUCGACGAGUCAUCAAGUCUGCGAAAACGUCAACGAUAACACGAUGGAUAACCACAACUCGAAUACGACCUAUGGCGACUAUGUAAAAGUUAGCAGAGUAAAGACGCGUCACCAUCCGCACAUGAAUAAGAAGCACGAUAGAAAUAAAAGGAAAUAAAUUUCUUCGCUCUUGUAUCAAGUUCCUCAUGUAAUCAAGUCGACGAGUGUGCGCUCCUGAUAUAUUCGACAGAUUUAAUUCCGGAUAAAUUUUAGUUUUCGAUACUAUACUACUACUCUAUUCAUUAUUAUCUGACAAAAAUUCAUAAAUUAAUCAACAAAAAAUGUUGUUAAUCUGUGUAAGGAUUCAGAGAGAGAAAGUAUCUUGUAAUGAUUACACGACUGGCUUGACAUAUCCACGCGGUUCGUAUAAUAAAAUUCUUCAUUUAAAAAAAGAGCUAUUUGAAUUUAAUUAGUUAUUCGCGAUAUCAUAUCUUUUACGCCGCAAAUUGAGACUAAUUUACAAGUAACAUCGUUCUUGUCUCUACCCAGUUGUAUGACAUAAUCAAUGCCAAUUGCUAACUUAAACUUUGAUUAUCGUUAAAUUACAAAAUUGA